Messenger RNA from Melopsittacus undulatus (budgerigar), 1585 nucleotides. It is a transcript of the gene TPGS1, whose product is annotated as tubulin polyglutamylase complex subunit 1. Gene Ontology annotation, molecular function: microtubule binding. NCBI's taxonomy places the organism in Eukaryota, Metazoa, Chordata, Aves, Psittaciformes, Psittaculidae. The transcript has 2 exons. The record is from RefSeq and is a predicted model, not a curated record. Bases 20 to 844 code for a protein of 274 amino acids. Gene Ontology annotation, biological process: protein polyglutamylation.
UUCGCUGCCCGCAGCCAAGAUGGCGGCGUACGAGAAGCGGCGGGCGGGCACGGCCCCGAGCGGCGGGCAGGCGGUGGGCAGCGAGGCGGAGUUCCUGCUGCGGAGCGGGGUCACCGCCAUGGUGCGGGAGGCGCUGCUGAAGGUGCUGGAGGCGCGGCCGGAGGAGCCCGUCUCCUUCCUGGCCGACUACUUCGAGCGCCUGGUGCUGGGCGGCCCUGCCGCAACGGGCGACGCCGCCGCCGAGCCCACGGGGCCGCCGCAGCGCCUGGCACGGGCUCUGUGGUACGUCAGCCUGGCGCACCACUCCCAUAGGACGGCCUUCGACAGCAACACCGGCGCGGCCUACGAGGUGCUGGGAGGCGGCGGGCGGCGGCGGGCGGCGGGCGUGGACGGGCGGCUGUACAGCGAGCUGCUCCGGAGCAUCUGCCAGCACGGGGAGGCCCCGGCCGAGGCGGCCGCGGCCCUGCUGCGCCGGGUCCGGUGCCGCGACCACGAGGCCGUCCCGUUCGACGUGUUCCGCUAUGGAGUCCUCACCUGCUUCGUGCUCCUGGAGUUCGCGGCCAAGGCGGACGCACUCUUCGCUGUCCUGGACGGCGGCUCCGGCGCUGCCGAUGCCCGGGUGUGCCAGGCGGUGCUGCGGGCGCUGGAGGAGGCGCUGGGGUUCGGGCACGUCACGCAGCCCAGGCGCUACUUAGAGGCUGGUUCCCGGUUGGGACCGGACGGGCUGGCCCUGGCCAUGGACCGGGCGCUGCAGGAGAGGAAGCUCAGCGGCUCCAUGAGCAGGGAGGAGUUCCUGAAGAAAGCCACCGCCUUGUUCGUUGCUAAAGUGAAGCCCGUUGAGUAACAGGCGCUGAGUGCUCCGCAGCCGGUGCUGGGCUGGCCAGUGAGCAUGGACCGGAGAGUCCCAGUUCCUAUGCUCCUUUCCUUGUUCUGAAUGCAACGGGCGCCUGGCCCCCUCCAGUGCCGGAUGCAUCCCGAUCCACUGUGCCUCUCCUGGUUGAUGGCAUUUCCAAUCCAGCUUCAUUUGUAGAUCUUAAUAGGUGUUAAGUGGGGGCUCAUGAGGAGCCUGUGAACCACAGGGCACAGUAGCCAGAAUUGGGGCUGCACCUUGGCACACGCCAUGGGCUCGUCCUCACCCUUUUGCGGCUUCAGUGGGGACCUUUUGGGUUUGUUUCACAGCCAGCAGUGAAGGGGGUGACACUUCUCGACCUCACAGACCCCUCAGAGGGUUCGCAGGACCCAAAGUGUGAGACCAAGCAUUGUUUCAGUAAGGAAAGAGGUUUAAAUACACAGCAGGGGAGGGGCAAAGCCGAGCCCUAAGCGGGAGGGAGCUUUGCUGGCAGCGAGGCAACGAGGCAGCCCAGUGUUGGAGCUGGGUUGGGAAGAUCAAAGCUCAUACUUGAGUGCUGUGAUGCUGAUGCUGCUUAUAUGGGACGUGGGUCAGGCCAAGACAAGCCCCUGCCCUCAGGUCACAGAUUGCUUUUGAUCAGAGGUGCGUGUUGGACCAUGGGUUAUUUAUUUGAACUUGUCUGUGUUAUUUAUACCGUGCAAUUUUUGGUUUAAGACAUUAAAGCUUUCGAUUGGU